AUGUCAACAACAUCGACCACGACCACCCAAAUAGGUGAUUCACCCUCUACACCACCCAAGACCAACGGUCUAGUAUCGGAUAAGCCCGUAUCGUCCUUCACACUGAAAAAAAGACCUUGGAGACCUUAUGUAACUCCCUUCGAAGAUAUACUAGCUAGAAAAUACCCUGGGAGCGGAACCAACGAAGAUCCCCAUAUAGUCGAUUGGUUACCGAAAGAUAAAGAGGAUCCUCAAAAUUGGCCAGCCGUAUAUAAAUGGACCUGUAUAGCGAUCGUAUCGUGGUUGACUUUGGCUGUAGCGCUUUCAUCCUCAGCUUAUACUGGUGGUGCUCAGGAUAUUGUGGUCGAGUUUGGAGCUAGUUUGGAAUUGGUCAUUGCCGGUGUAUCGUUGUUUGUUGUUGGCUUCGCAUUCGGACCAUUAUUCUGGGCUCCCUUCUCCGAAGUCUUCGGUCGACGAGUCGCGUACAUCUUCUCCUACUUCUUCCUUACCGUUUGGUCCGGUGCCGCAGCUGGAUCACCCAAUAUCGGUUCUCUCCUUGUAUUCCGAUUCCUCGCUGGUUUAUUCGGUUCUUCUCCCCUGGCCAAUGCUGGAGGAACCAUCUCGGAUGUUUUGGAUGCCAAUCAAAGAGGUCUGGGUAUGGCCCUUUUCUCAGCUGCUCCUUUCCUCGGUCCAUCCCUUGGUCCAAUCACAGGUGGUUUCCUAGGUUUGAAAGCUGGUUGGAGAUGGGUAGAAGGAUACCUUGCGAUCUUCGUGGGAGUCAUGCUGAUCAUUGUCGCUAUCUGGGGUUCGGAGACCUACGCUCCGCUCUUGUUGAGACGUCGAGCCAAUACUUUGUCCAAGGCUACUGGAAAAGUAUAUAGGUUCAGAGGUGAUGCCAAGAAACCUCUCCAGGUCGGUCCGCUGUUUGUCACUUCGUUAAUUAGACCAUGGAAGUUCUUGUGGUACGAACCUAUUGUAUCUAUCUUGACUGUCUAUACCGCUCUCAUCUACGGUAUCUUAUAUCUCAACUUCGCUGCCUACCCUAUUGUUUUCCAACAAGGUCACGGAUGGAAUGUCGGCAUCGGUGGUCUUGCCUUCCUCGGUAUCUUGGUCGGUACCCUCGUAUCAGUCUUGCUUUCCAUCGUAUAUGUCAAUCCACAAUAUAUCAAAGUUGCCAAGAAGAAAGGUGGAAGAGCCGAUCCCGAAGAUCGAUUACCCCCGGCCAUCUGGGGUGGUAUUCUGUUGGUCAUUGGUCUAGCUGGAUUUGCUGCCACCGACGGACCUGACGUUCACUGGAUCGCACCCAUCAUCUUUGGUGUGCCAUUCGGUACGGGUAUCAUCAUUGUUUUCUUGGCUGUGUUGGCUUACUUGGUAGAUAGUUAUACUAUUUACGCGGCUUCGGUACUCGCUGCCAACUCAGUCCUUCGAUCACUUUUCGGUGCCGCUUUCCCCUUAUUCACUCGACAAAUGUUCGCCAAACUCGGUGUUCAUUGGGGUGUUGCCCUUCCCGGAUUCUUAUCUCUCGCUUGUAUUCCUUUCACAGUACUGUUCUACAAGUACGGUGCCAAAAUCAGGGCGAAAUGCAAGUACGCUGCUGAUGCCGAGAGGACGAUGGCUAUGAUCAUGGCUUCUAGGAUGGCUCAGGCGAAACAAGAUGAUGAAGAGGCCAAUAUCAACGGUGAACCUAAACCAGAAGGUCAAGCAGAAGGGGAAACAGUUGAGGCCCAACCUGCUGAGCAACAAGGUGGAUUGUCGAAAGUUGAAUCUCACGCUGCUGAACAUGCUUCUGCUUCUGCGGGUACCCCCAUCAACAGGAUCCCAUCGCAUGUACCUCCUCAUAUGCACCAUGAGUGGACUACUUAUGAGGCUUUGGCCGAUAGAGAUGAAGUUGAUUUAGAGGAUGAUGAAAGGAUAAGAUUGGAGGAGUUACAUAAGAAAUUCCAUUAUGUGAAAGCUACUAAAGCGAGUGAAGGCGAGAACCAGGCGGGAACUCAAGCUUGA
Molecule: messenger RNA, 1980 nt
Organism: Kwoniella mangroviensis CBS 8507
Lineage: Eukaryota; Fungi; Basidiomycota; Tremellomycetes; Tremellales; Cryptococcaceae
Exons: 4
Coding region: 1-1980 (659 amino acids)
Biological process (GO): transmembrane transport
Cellular component (GO): plasma membrane
Molecular function (GO): transmembrane transporter activity
Source: RefSeq, a predicted model, not a curated record